GGGGGUGGGGCGAGGGGUUACCAGAAAUGGAACUCGGGACCUCACGCUUCUCGGGGAAGGCGCCCCACCACUGAGUUAAAUCCCCGGGCCCUGUUUUCCAUCGUGAUGAGGUUGUUGGAUGCUCUCUCCUCAGCGCCAGUGACAUACACACUCUGGCACGUACUUUGUGGCGAGUGUGUAUGUGCAGAAGAGCUGAGGGGUCAGAUGGGACCACGCGUACUGGGUGCUGAGUCCCCUGAGUCCGCGUGCCCUGACCUCCACCUCCACUCCCCCCACCCCCAGCUCUUGAUCUCUGCACUGUGUUUACUGGUCCGCCUCCUGCCCAUCUGGUUUCCCUGAGCAGGGGCUGUUCUGCAGCGCAGGGCCGAGGGCACCGGUGAGCCACACCAAGAGCUGACCUGCUUUCCCUUGUUUUCAAACGCGGUGAAAUCACUUCCUGUUUUUCCCUUUUCGGGCUUCUAAGCUUGGCCACAGAAGCCCAACAAAUGUGUCCACGUGAGCCCAGAGCAGGGUAAUCUGCAGCCGCUCUGGCCCUCAUCUGGCAUCCAGUCCACCACCUCUGUGUCAGGAUCCCUGGAGGGCCACAGGCACCUCUCGUGGCCGAAGGCACAGGCCUCCCAGACCCUCGUUCCCUGACCUCCUGGGCUGUCUCGGACCUCGGGGUGGGCCCCCCUGGGAUUGCAGGAGGGAUGGAAGGGCCGGAGAGUCACCAGGAGGUGCUGUGCCCGGUUGCUAGUCCUCAGUGGUGGUAUGUCUGGCAAAGGCGCAGUUGGGGGCAAGCAGCGGGGUGUGGUUGCCCUCACGGUGCCCUAGGGCAGGGGCCGUGAGGGCCCAAGUGGGGGCCCAGUGUCUUUCGGGUCCCGAGACCCGUCAGCCCGAAGAAACCUCAUGCCGCAACGCAAGGCCCGGCCCUGCUCCGCUCCGCUCCGCUCCGCUCUGCGGCAGGCUGCUGGACCCUAGGCCUCGGAGCUGCUCCGUGGCCUCCAUACCCUUCUCAGAGCAGGGUGCCAUGCCUUCUCCCGUCCCCCCACCCCCGGAGGCCGGAGGCCGGAGGCUUCCCCUGGUGCUCUGCAUGGGCUUUGGCCGGGAGAGCUGCUUUGCCAGGUCUCAGGAGGACGGCCUCUUCGUCCUCCCCCGAGGGCUGCCUGGGCUCCAGCGAGUCCUCCCGUGCCUCUCAGUCCUCAGCGUCCCCUCUGUUGAGGUGACCGUGUUCCUGGUCUCCGGCCAGUCCGGACGUUGCUGGGGCCCACCUGGACGCAGCCCCAGCCCCAGCCCCAGCCUAUCUACCCUAAUCCCCGCCGGCCUCUGGGCCUUUGGCCACUGAGGGCCACUCGCUUUGCCUUGCUGGAGGACCCACUUUCCCUGGCUUCAGCCACUUGUGGUUUUGUGGUCUUUCGGGUGCAGGCGUGUUGGUCGCCCCCUACCUCUGCUGCCUGCUUCUCGCCGCCCCUCUGUUGGGAGCCGCGUCUGUGAUAGCUCGCCUUGCGCGGCGGACGUGCGGCCUGUGGUAAAGAGCGGAGCCUGGGGUAGAUUACCCCUCCCAUCAAAUAUGUUAGUUUCCUGCUUACCGCGUAAACAACCCGCUCAACAAUAUAGUCUGCCUGGCAACUGAUGAUGUUAGCCAAUCAGCUUGCCUUGCUUACUUUAACAUGAUUGGACACUGUACCCGUAUAUAUACCGGUGCCACCCCUGGGCGGAAGAAGAAGCCAGAUAGAAGCCCGGAAGUAGAAGCCCAAAAGGAGCCGCGGAGAGCGGACCGGUAGAGGCUUUGGGGCAGACUGAAGCACAAAAGGAGCCGCGGGGAGCGGACCAGAGGAGGCUUCAGCUGGGAGAACCCAGGGCAGGCUGUACGGAGAAGGAAAAUAAAAAGAAAAGGUUGUCCACUACCAGACUUUGUCGUGUGUCCUUCCUGCCGGCCGGGAGCGGACAUCGACAUUUGGAGGCCCGCCCGGGGACUGAUCACCCCCGAGACGUGGAAGUGGACAACGCUCCAGUACAGAGCUGCGAGACAGGUGAGUUGGGGAUAAGCCUGGGCUCUGGGUGGCGCGCACCUACAGGGCUUUUAGACUCCCCUCAGGCUCACGCGUAAGUGGCGGAUUCCUUGGGCCUCACGCGGUGAGUAACAUAUUAAAAAAUGGGAAACAUGCUAGGUAGCGGCACUAAGAGCGAGGGUGGUUGUGGAGAAAGCUCUCAAGAGCUUACAAAAGUACGCAGGGUAUCUGAGCAGGCCCAGUCAGGGAGCUCCCGAGAGGUGUCUGUCAAGGGGAACAAGGAUGCUAAGGAGGAGGACGGGGCUCUAGCCUCGGAGUCGUCUGACUCCGAGGACGAGGGAAAGUUGAAUGGCAAGGAGGCCAAAGAGACCAGCUGUCAGGAGCCUAAAUCGCUCAAUAAGGAGUCGCAGGGUUCUUUUCCAGCGUUGCCCCGCGAAUUGCGCUCUGCUCAACCUGGUCUGCGGAGGAGUAGAGAGCUCCUGAGUGCGCCCCGGCGCGAGAGGGAGGCGGUCCCUCGCCACGAGGCGGCCGCCUGGGAGCUCCCUCCCCUUUCGCCAGAACAGGAAGUGAUGCACGGGCCCCCAUUUUCCGCCCAAUCACGGCCGCCGUCUUAUGCUCCGCCACCGGCGGGUCGGUAUUUUUACAGGCGGCUUUGGCAGGGGGGACGCUUGUCUCAUGAGGUACAUCCACCUGGGAUAGAUAGUGGCCCCUACGGGAUAUUUCCUGUACAAGUAGCUAUGGGCCAGGGACGCAAUGUAUGGGAGCCUUUUGAGAUAAAGCAGAUUAGAGAACUUAAAAAUGCAGUUACAACCUUUGGGCCGACUGCGCCUUACACCAUUGCCAUGCUGGAGAACCUGUCUUCUGGGCCCCUCACCCCCGCGGACUGGAUUCAGCUGGCAAAGGCGUGUCUGCCCUCGGGUAGUUACCUGGAUUGGCGAGCCUGGUACACAGAGUUCUCUGCCGAGCAGGCUGAGAAAAACGCUGGUCGAGGAAAUGGGGGCUAGGGAUUUAGCUCAGUGGCAUAAGCGCCUGCCUUGGAAGCAGGCAAUCGCCAGUUCGAUCCCUGGUACCAAUAAAAAAAAAAAAAAAAAAAAAAAAAGAUAAAAAUAAAAAAUAAAAAACAAAAAGGGGGAGUAAGCCAAGGCCUGCCUCCAAAGGCACGAUUAUCCAUGGCACUAUUCACACACAAUUUUUUAAAUUUAAAUAAUGAUAAUCGCUCCCCAGCUGUGGAGCACUGCAACCCUUCCCCCAACCAUAAAGGGUGGGUGAAGUGGAAAGAUGUCCUGACAGGACAAUGGAUGGGCCCGGAUCCAGUGGUCAGCUGGAACCGAGGCGCGGUUUGUGUUUUCCCACAGGAACCGGGACGAGAACCACUGUGGAUACCGGAGAGACUGACACGGGCAACAAAGCCCUCGACUGAAGAUCAGACCUGCCCUACUGGAGAUCCAUCACAGACCAACCAAUAAGAUGAAUAGAAAUAGCGGUAGCCCGAAAUGGACAAGAAGAUCCUCAGGCAUAUGCAUGGCUUGCUCAAUUGGCCCACGACCGAGUCUAGAUAUGGCGGGCAUCCCUCAUUCUCCUCCAUAAGGUGACAAUACACAGCAGGGUAGGUGAGUCAAUGACGGGUAAGAGCGUGCCUCCCCAGCACGACUCGACCUAAGCCAGGCCCUACCCCAUCCUGCACGUAAGCCGCUGGACUGUUAGAUGCUGCCCAGGUCUAAAUUUCUCUCCGAGGGGAUUUCUUUACGGAGAGGAAAUGAGUGCAAGCUUGUGUGCAUCCAGGUUCCGUCCAGUUUGUGCCUGGCCCUAGAAAAAGGACGAGGGCCUCAGGGUCUUGGCAGACCAUGGCAUGGCCAACCAGGGUCUAAGCCAAGGACCUACGGUGGGCCUACACAUAGGGCAUAAGCCUCUGCACCCAGUCCAGGAAGGGCUACGAUGCGCACAUUCAUAAAAAAUAAAAUAGGGGGAGAUGUUGGGAGCCGCGUCUGUGAUAGCUCGCCUUGCGCGGCGGACGUGCGGCCUGUGGUAAAGAGCGGAGCCUGGGGUAGAUUACCCCUCCCAUCAAAUAUGUUAGUUUCCUGCUUACCGCGUAAACAACCCGCUCAACAAUAUAGUCUGCCUGGCAACUGAUGAUGUUAGCCAAUCAGCUUGCCUUGCUUACUUUAACAUGAUUGGACACUGUACCCGUAUAUAUACCGGUGCCACCCCUGGGCGGAAGAAGAAGCCAGAUAGAAGCCCGGAAGUAGAAGCCCAAAAGGAGCCGCGGAGAGCGGACCGGUAGAGGCUUUGGGGCAGACUGAAGCACAAAAGGAGCCGCGGGGAGCGGACCAGAGGAGGCUUCAGCUGGGAGAACCCAGGGCAGGCUGUACGGAGAAGGAAAAUAAAAAGAAAAGGUUGUCCACUACCAGA
Cavia porcellus (domestic guinea pig) is the source of this 4400-nucleotide messenger RNA. RefSeq names its product igE-binding protein-like. The transcript is spliced from 2 exons. Gene Ontology annotation, biological process: viral process. Lineage: Eukaryota; Metazoa; Chordata; Mammalia; Rodentia; Caviidae. The record is from RefSeq and is a predicted model, not a curated record. Bases 2135 to 2995 code for a protein of 286 amino acids.